AUGGCUGCAGUCGACCGAGCUCGCGUCUCGGUAUCUCCCUUCGGAUACCCCCAGGUCUCGCGCGGCCAGCAGUCAAUCGCCGCCGCGAUGGACUUGACCAUGAGUGACGAUGAGGACGAGGUGAAUAUUGAGCAUUCCCUCUUUGCGCACAUUUGUACGCCGGCAAAGUUCCCCAAUGCUCAGGCGUUCAUUGACCUGACCUCCGAUUCUGAGGAUAACGAGGACGUGCAGACCCUCACUUCGGUUAUACAAAAUGUCUCCGGUCCCUCUCGCGUAGCUGACAUUGAUAAAAUGGAGCAUGGCCAAUUUGCGCAGUCUUCUCGGUCUAUCCUGCGGGUCAUGAAGCGUCAGGCAUCCGGACAACCUGCCCCGACCCGUCACUUCCUGGAGGCCACCAUUGGUGGUAUCCUCUACCGUGCUGGCAUGUCCCUGGAGCUCAAGGACGGCUCCUUUCUUAGGAUUGAGCAAGUUGACCCUAUGCCCUUCGACGUGCGUUUCACCGGCCGUCAUCUGUUUCGUGCCACGCACCCUCACGUUAAGAUGUAUCUUCCUAAGCAGGAAAACGAAUUGAUCUGGGUCACGCAGAAGAUGGACUCGGUGGGCUCCAAGCAUGUCAAGAAAAUUUGCGACAUUCGCUUCACCAACCAUCGCACCGACUUCGAUGAGCCCACUGCCGAACUCACUUGCCGUCUCAAACUUACCAUUCGCCAGCAGGGUGUUGUCAUCAUCCCUGACCAACAUCCUUUAACGACCGACCAGACUGCCAUUGAAUAUCUCAACUUCCGAGAGAGUGACGCCGGGUUUGGAAAGACAUCCAUUCAGCUUCGUGAUGAAUGGCGAGGACAAGGCCGGACGACGUUUUUCGGAGAGGGCCAGGCUUCAGCCGAUGAAAUGCAUAACGACAGGGAUGUUAUCGACCUUACGGGCACUGUAACUGGAAAGGCGCAAGCAUACACCUUUGGUGAUGCGUACUGUGGUGGCGGUGGUAUGUCCUGCGGCGCCAGACAAGCAGGACUGGACAUCAGGUGGGCCGUUGACAAUUCGGACCAUGCCGUCGAUACCUACCAGCGCAACUUUGACGGCGUUGAGAUUGAGCAUGCCGACUUCUUCAGUUUCCUUACCAACGAUCCUAACUGGACGCGUGUGGACAUCUGCCAUUGUUCACCUCCCUGCCAGACAUUCUCCCCCGCCCACACUGUGCAGUGCGCCAAGGAUGAUGCUAAUUCAGCAUGCAUCUUCUCCGCUGGAUCCUUGUGCCGAAGCGCGAAGCCUCGAGUUCUGACUAUGGAGGAGACUGCCGGACUGCCUGAACGAUGGGCUGAAAUCUUUCACCGGGUCCUUCUUGACCUGGUGGAGAUCGGGUAUUCUCUCCGCUGGUCGGUAUUGCGCUGCGACGACUAUGGUGUCCCUCAGGAGCGAAAGAGGCUGGUGGUCAUUGCUGCGGGUCCCGGAGAGACCCUGCCUCACUUCCCUCAACCAACUCACGGAUUGAUUUCCGCCCCUGGCCUUCUCCCUCGCACCACCAUCUGGUCGGCUAUUGCAGACAUCCCAGAUGAUACCCGGAACCACGAUGUCGAGAAAGCCCUUCAUCGCUGGCGUCUCGCGCACCGCGCCCCGUUUGACGGACACCGUCCUGCCAAGACCAUUACUUGCGGAGGUGGAGAGUACAACUAUCACCCCACGGGGCUGAGACCCUUUACUGAUCGCGAGAUGGCUUGUCUUCAGACAUUCCCCAUGGAGUUUGAGUUUUCCGACAGCAAUGUGCGAAAGCAGAUUGGCAAUGCGGUGCCCCCUUUUCUCGCAAAGGCCGUUUACACAGAGGUUGCCCAGAGCUUGCGAGAGUCGGACGCAAAGGAGGCCAGUGGAGUCUGGCAUUGA
Penicillium antarcticum is the source of this 1878-nucleotide messenger RNA. RefSeq names its product DNA cytosine methyltransferase. Lineage: Eukaryota; Fungi; Ascomycota; Eurotiomycetes; Eurotiales; Aspergillaceae. The coding region runs from base 1 to 1878 and encodes 625 amino acids. The record is from RefSeq and is a predicted model, not a curated record. Gene Ontology annotation, molecular function: methyltransferase activity. The transcript is spliced from 2 exons. Gene Ontology annotation, cellular component: nucleus.